GCCAACUAGGGUUUUUUUAGAAUCAGAACCAAAUAAAGAAAAGACUGGAGGAGGAAGAGAAGCCACAAAGAAAAAGAGAAAGUAGUAGCCUCUUUACGGAGAUCGGCUUCUGAAAAAAGCAGUUGGGGUUCUCAAUCUCCGGUGCGUCGACGAUGGGAAGGGGAAAGUUCAAGGGCAAGCCCACUGGUCGGCGCCAGUUCUCUACUCCUGAAGAGAUGCUUGCUGGUACCUCUUCUCGUCCCCGCACAUUCAAACGGGAAGAAGCUGAAGUGGAGGAAGAACAUUCUGAAGAAGAAUCCGAAGAAGAACCUGAAGAGAGGCGGAAGGGCACCCAAGGUCUUAUUGAGGUUGAGAAUCCUAAUUUGGUAAAGCCAAAGACCUUGAAAGCCAGAGACAUUGAUAUUGAGAAAACAACUGAACUUUCGAGGCGUGAAAGAGAAGAAAUAGAGAAGCAGAAAGCCCAUGAGCGAUAUAUGAGGCUGCAAGAACAAGGGAAAACAGAACAAGCCAAGAAAGAUCUAGAGCGCUUAGCCCUGAUUCGACAACAAAGAGCAGAUGCUGCCAAAAAACGAGAAGAAGAGAAGGCUGCCAAGGAGCAGAAGAAGGCUGAGGCUCGCAAAUGAUCUUAUAAAGUGGUUGCAGAAACAAUAUCAUGCAAACAAGAUAUUGUCCCCUUCUAUUACAAGGAACAGUCUACCUAAUAUUUGGUUUAUAGUGAAAGAUUACUAUGGCGGUCUUAGUAAUUGUGAAAACUGAUAUUUUUACCCUACCCUGCUUUCAGAUUUAACAAUGUUAUUGUGUCUUUUAAAGCGAAUAGAGUUGUAAUACGUUUUAGUAGUUUAA
Molecule: messenger RNA, 843 nt
Organism: Vitis riparia (riverbank grape)
Lineage: Eukaryota; Viridiplantae; Streptophyta; Magnoliopsida; Vitales; Vitaceae
Product: 28 kDa heat- and acid-stable phosphoprotein
Exons: 8
Coding region: 153-623 (156 amino acids)
Cellular component (GO): cytosol
Molecular function (GO): RNA binding
Source: RefSeq, a predicted model, not a curated record